This is a messenger RNA of Musa acuminata subsp. malaccensis (wild Malaysian banana), 457 nucleotides long. The record is from RefSeq and is a predicted model, not a curated record. Lineage: Eukaryota; Viridiplantae; Streptophyta; Magnoliopsida; Zingiberales; Musaceae.
ACCGGGAUGAGUUCAAUUGGUAUUUCAAUCGAAGAACUUCUUAAGCACGAGGAUUCAGCUGCGAAGGAGGUGAUUCAAUUUCAAGAGUCAGAAAAGCUUCGACUAUUUGUGAUUGUUUCAGGACACUAUGAUAGGCAGAAGAAUUUUAAGAGGGAGCUCUUGGUUUGUACCGAUACGCCAGAGUUUAUGAAGAACUUUCUUCGGUUCCUAAGCACCAAUGGCACAGAUUUUCCACUCAAAUCUAUGAAUUUAGUGGAUCUGAGGCAUGAGCUAAGAGCCUUCGAGAUCAACAACAUGUCGACAUCAAGGAGAAGCGUCGAGCAGCUCUUGGAUGAAUUUGAUGGUGCAUUAAAGAAAAGAAUAGCAUUCCUUUCAUAAUGGAUGAAAACAUGAAUUCUACAGACAAAUUUUCCAAAGUAAUUUUACGCUUACACCAGAAUAAACCAUGUCUUUUUUU